Messenger RNA from Telopea speciosissima, 1904 nucleotides. Its product is annotated as AT-rich interactive domain-containing protein 6-like. Gene Ontology annotation, biological process: regulation of transcription by RNA polymerase II. The transcript is spliced from 15 exons. NCBI's taxonomy places the organism in Eukaryota, Viridiplantae, Streptophyta, Magnoliopsida, Proteales, Proteaceae. Gene Ontology annotation, cellular component: nucleus. Bases 349 to 1785 code for a protein of 478 amino acids. The record is from RefSeq and is a predicted model, not a curated record. Gene Ontology annotation, molecular function: DNA binding.
AACUUAUUCAAUGCCUUGAACCUGUCGUCUCUUUUGGACUUGAAGCUCUUCUUUUUCCUGUCUUGGAGCUCCAAAAAACAAGCGAGCUUCACCUAUUCAUCGUACAGAAGAAUCCUAGCUUCCUCGGCGGAAAUCGGCAUUUACGGUCAGGGCAAAUCUCAAACCCUAGCUAUUCACUUUGGAAACCCAGAUAUCUCAGGUAGUCUUCGGGGGUGUUGUUGUUCUUUAGCAGCAGAGGAGAAGCGGGAAAAGUUAAAUGUGGUUCUCAUAUUAAGGUUUAAGGCUUUUAUUUCAUUCUUUACAGAGAGCUUCAAAAGUUCGAAUUGCAUUCUUGUUUUUGAAAGCAAAAUGAGCGAGAUGAAGGAAAAUGGGGCAGGAGGACCAGAUGUGCCCGAAGCGAUGGACUCCGAGCCGGCUGGUGAGGAAGUCGAACAAGAACGGUUACCUCACUCGGGUGAAAACCAAAACCCUGUUGAAAAUGGGCAUUCGCUGCUCGAACCAUCGGAUGACAGGAACGUAGAAUUGCCUAUGGAGACUCAUUCAAGCGACGAUCAGGAUUAUGUUGAACCUGCUGCUGAUGCCGAUGGCCCAUCUGAAAGCAAAAGCGAUGUUGAUGAGACAGGUCCGGUGAAUGAGUCCCCGAAUGAAGGCGCAAAACAACGCGAGGGAUGCGCAGUCAAGAAGUCGGAGGAUGAGAAUGGGGGUGAAUCCAAGAAUGUGGUGAUGGGAGAGGAAGCAAUUCCAUCUGAAGAAAAUGAUUUUAAAGAGACUGUGUUACAACAGGUUGUGGUAGCAGAAGAGUACCCUGUUAAAAAGGAGGAGCCCAGCCAUUCAUUUUUUUUGGAGACACAGUCGUUUGAGGGUGACGAUUCGGGAACAGAGGAGGAACAAGCUGCAUUCAUGAGAGAAUUGGAGAACUUCUUCAGGGAGAGGAGCUUGGAAUUCAAGCCUCCAAAGUUUUACGGAGAAGGAUUGAAUUGCCUGAAGUUGUGGAGAGCCGUGACUAGGUUAGGAGGCUAUGACAAGGUAACAACAUGCAAGUUGUGGCGGCAAGUUGGAGAGUCCUUCAAACCCCCAAAGACUUGCACUACUGUCUCCUGGUCCUUCCGAUGUUUCUACGAGAAGGCACUCCUUGACUAUGAAAGGCAUAAAAUGCGUGGUGGUGAGCUCCAAGGACCUAUUUCUUCCCUUGCAGAGAACAUGAGUGUUGAUAAUCAGGCAGGUGGUAUUCAAGCGUCAGGGUCAGGUAGGGCACGGAGGGAUGCUGCAGCUCGUGCUAUGCAGGGAUGGCAUUCCCAGCGUCUUCUCGGUAAUGGGGAGGUUGGCGAUCCAAUUAUAAAGGAUAAGACUCCCGUUACUAUGCCAAAGCGUGAAAAACCAAUUAAAAGUGUUGGUUUACAUAAGCGUAAAAAACCAUCCAACCUCGAGCGUGCUGUCAAAGCUGCGCGUACUAAAGUUGUGAAGCCACAAAUGGAUACUAUGGUUGUUGAUAUUGGAGCUCCUGCUGAUUGGGUGAAGAUCAAUGUGCGGAAAACUAAGGAUUGCUUUGAGGUCUAUGCUUUAGUUCCUGGGCUUCUACGUGAAGAGGUGCGUGUUCAGUCAGAUCCAGCUGGACGAUUGGUUAUAUCUGGUGAACCAGAGCAGCCUGAUAAUCCUUGGGGUGUCACCCCCUUUAAAAAGGUUAUCAGCUUACCAUCAAGAAUUGAUCCUCAUCAGACAUCUGCUGUUGUGACCCUGCAUGGCCAGUUGUUUGUACGUGUGCCUUUUGAGCAGUCAGAUUUGUAGGAUGUGGUUAAAACUUAGUACUCUUUGCCCAUUCAGACAUGAAGCUCAGUUGUGCAUAUGGAUAUUUACACAUUCUAAAUACUUCGAGCUUGUCAAAUGUUUAUGUCAAUCUGAUUGGU